Trichosporon asahii var. asahii CBS 2479 is the source of this 1257-nucleotide messenger RNA. RefSeq names its product glycine hydroxymethyltransferase. The coding region runs from base 1 to 1257 and encodes 418 amino acids. The transcript has a single exon. NCBI's taxonomy places the organism in Eukaryota, Fungi, Basidiomycota, Tremellomycetes, Trichosporonales, Trichosporonaceae. The record is from RefSeq and is a predicted model, not a curated record. Gene Ontology annotation, molecular function: serine binding; pyridoxal phosphate binding; cobalt ion binding. Gene Ontology annotation, cellular component: cytoplasm. Gene Ontology annotation, biological process: tetrahydrofolate interconversion; folic acid metabolic process; L-serine catabolic process.
AUGCAGGCCAACGGCUCGAUCCUCACCAACAAGUACUCUGAGGGUCUCCCCGGUGCCCGUUACUACGGUGGUAACGAGUACAUUGACCAGCUCGAGAACCUCACCCGCGAGCGUGCCCUCAAGGCCUUCAAUCUUGACCCCGCCAAGUGGGGCGUCAACGUCCAGCCCUACUCUGGUUCGACUGCCAACUUUGCUGCUUUCACUGCCCUCAUCAACCCCCAGGACCGUGUCAUGGGUCUCGGUCUCCCCGACGGUGGCCACCUUACCCACGGUUACUACACCGCCAAGAAGAAGAUCACCGCCUCGUCGAUCUACUUCCAGUCGUUCCCUUACCGUGUCGACCCCCAGACCGGCUACGUUGACUACGAGCAGCUCUCGACCAACGCCAACAUCUUCAAGCCCCGUCUCGUCGUCUGCGGUGGCUCCGCUUACCCCCGUGACUGGGACUACAAGAAGAUCCGCGAGAUCGCCGACAAGCAGGGUGCCUACCUGAUGUCCGACAUGGCCCACAUUUCGGGUCUCGUUGCUGCCGCCGAGCAGAACUCGCCCUUCGACUACUGUGACGUCGUCACCACCACCACCCACAAGACCCUCCGUGGCCCCCGUGCUGGUCUCAUCUUCUUCCGCAAGGACAAGGAGCCCGACAUGGAGUCGCGUGUCAACGCCGCCGUUUUCCCCGCCUGCCAGGGUGGCCCCCACAACAACACCAUCGGUGGUAUCGCCGUCGCCCUCAAGCAGGCUGCCGACCCCGCGUUCAAGGAGUACGCUAUCCAGGUCCGCAAGAACGCCGCGGCUAUGGCCGAGGUCCUCUUCAAGCACGGUUACCGCCUCCAGACCGACGGAACCGAGAACCACCUCAUCCUCUGGGACCUCCGCCCCAUCGGCCUCACCGGCAGCAAGAUCGAGAAGAUCUGCGACGAGGUCCACGUGACGCUGAACAAGAACGCUGUGGCAGGGGACACGAGCGCGCUCGUUCCGGGAGGUGUUCGUAUCGGUUCGUCGGCUCUGACGUCGCGUUCGAUGAAGGAGAAGGAUGUUGAGCAGGUUGCCGAGUUCCUCCACCGUGUCGUCCAGAUUUCCCUGAAGGCGCAGGAGAAGGCCGGCUCCAAGAAGCUCGCCGACUUCGAGAAGGCGUACAAGAACGACGCCGAGGUCGCUGGCGAGGUCAAGCAGCUCAAGGAGGACGUCAAGAACUUCUGCACUUCGUUCCCCCUCCCCGGUGUCCCUGACACCACCACCAUCAAGCGCUUCGACUAA